AUGGGCCCUGCACCUGAACGAGGAGGAUUUGAUCGCGGUCGUGGACGAGGACGAGCUCAUAAAGAAGAAAAAGAUGAUUGGGUGCCAGUAACAAAGCUUGGACGCCUUGUUAAGAUGGGAAAAAUCCGUUCCCUUGAAGAAAUAUAUCUUUAUUCACUUCCUAUCAAAGAAUAUCAAAUUGUUGACUGGUUUUUACCUAAACUAAAAGAUGAAGUAUUGAAAAUAAUGCCGGUGCAAAAACAGACAUGUGCAGGUCAAAGAACACGAUUUAAAGCGUUUGUUAUAGUUGGAGAUUCAGAUGGACAUGUAGGCCUUGGUGUAAAAUGCUCUAAAGAAGUUGCAAUUGCUAUACGUAGAGCUAUUAUUCUUGCCAAGCUAUCGGUAAUACCUGUCCGGAGAGGAUAUUGGGGAAAUUCUUUGGGAGAACCCCAUACAGUAUGUGCAAAAGUGAGUGGGAAAUGCAGUUCUUCUAUGUGCCGUCUUGUUCCUGCACCUCGAGGAACGGGCAUUGUUGCUGCACCAACACCUAAACGUCUUCUUCAGUUUGCCGGUAUUCAGGACUGUUAUACGUCAUCUCGUGGUGCUACCCGCACUCUUGGAAAUUUUGUCAAGGCAACGUUUGCAGCAAUUGGAAAUACUUAUGGUUUUUUAACACCUAACCUUUGGAAAGAAAUUCCAUACUAUCCAACUCCUUUUGAAGAGUUUUCAGAUGUUCUUAUGCAAACCGAAAAAGUUAAAUAUUAA
Molecule: messenger RNA, 744 nt
Organism: Pneumocystis jirovecii RU7
Lineage: Eukaryota; Fungi; Ascomycota; Pneumocystomycetes; Pneumocystales; Pneumocystaceae
Product: 40S ribosomal protein S2
Exons: 1
Coding region: 1-744 (247 amino acids)
Biological process (GO): translation
Cellular component (GO): cytosolic small ribosomal subunit; ribosome
Molecular function (GO): RNA binding; structural constituent of ribosome
Source: RefSeq, a predicted model, not a curated record